GCUUUUUCAGCCGCAUGACCGGGCGCUACACUGCGCGUGGAAAACAUGAGCCAUUCAUGAGCUUCAUUUUUCCGACUGCGCAAUCCGUCGAUAGGUUUUGCAUCGCAACAAUGAGUUGAUUGUCAAUAACUCCCGUCAUGUCGGACUCGGACGCCGUACAAACAAUCACCUUGGCUCUCGAAGAGCCCGAGAGGCCUUUCUCGACGUACCCUCCACCGCGGGACGGCCCGCGGCGCGAGAUCUUGCCUUGGCCUGGCAGCCUUUGUCCCAUUUGCUUCGUCCUGGACUUUAAGCCCACGGACCUGCAUGCUAUUCACCGCUUGGCCACGGCUAGCCGACAUGGCGCGCGCAACACCUUGGUGUACCAGCACUAUCCAAGCAUCUACGAACUCCAACGUUCUGCUGCGGCCGGCUGCAAACUCUGCCGACUGCUGUGGAACGGACUGCGAGAGCCACUCAAGCGUAAGGAUGAUACCGGCACCAGCGAAAUCCACCCCGUCGUACUAUAUCUCUCAACAUAUCGGACAUGGGGGGCGAGGAAGAAUAUGUUACCGCUCGAAGACCAGCACAUCACCGUUGAAUGCGGUCCGGACCGUGCUAUGACAUUGGACAUCUUCAUGAGCCCAGAGUCGAUCCUACACGUCAAUCAGUACAAAGGCAAGGCAGCGGCCUUGCGUUGGAGAUCUGUUGAGAGCACCCCCCUGGUGGAAAACCAGCGAGGUCUUGGCGAGAUCGACCUUAGAAAGGUGUCACUCCGUGACCGGUCGGGUUCUCGCAUGGUGCACCGACUGGAAAGCCAAAGGUUUGUUGGCUUCUACGAACUUGACAGGGUCCUUCCAGCCGCCCCAGAUGUGUUUGGCUCGUCCUUGGACGUUCCGGAGUCAGAUCGCGAGGACAACGAGCACACGGGAAGCCUCGCAAACCUGAAGCUCGCUGCCGUUUGGCUCAAGCUUUGUGUUCAGACGCAUGGGUUGUGCACAUGUACCACCGACGCCUAUACCCGUCUCCCAAGAAGGUUAGUCUAUGUCGGGUCCAACGUCGAUGAAAAGAAUCCGUAUCUCUACGAGAGUAAUGGGCAGUUUGGGCGCUACGCAACGCUCAGCCAUCGAUGGCCCAAGAUACUCCAAGCACGGACUACUAGGGAUACUAUAGACGACUUCAAGAAGCGUAUUCCGUGGUCUAUCCUACCCCAGACCUUUCGAGACGCCAUCACGGUAUGCCGAACACUUGGUGUGACCUUCCUCUGGAUAGACAGCCUUUGCAUUAUCCAAGACUCGAAAGAGGACUGGGAGGUGGAAUCGGCCCAGAUGGGCAACUACUACUGGAACUCGUUCUUCAAUAUCGCCGCGGCCGUAGACUCGCGAGGCGGCGGCUUCUCGUCAGAACAGGGCUGCUUCCAGCCACGCGACCCCUGUGGCAUUCAGCCAUGCCACGUCCGCCUCCGCUACUGGCACGACCUGGAUAUCGUCGACGCGUCGGUGCACCUGGCGCCGCACAUUGCGAGGGAUACCGACUGGCGCUUCACCGAGUUUACGCAGCUCGACAGCCGGGCCUGGAUCCUCCAGGAGCGGAUUCUUGCGCCGCGCACGCUCUUCUUCGGUGAACACCAGAUCUCCUUCUCCUGUCUGACAAUGCGGGCCUCCGAGGCCUGCCCACACGGUCACAAGCUGCGCAGCGGUCUCGACAGCCACCUCCUAAUAGAGGAAUACCAGCACACGCUACGCUUCGAAUCGCUCUUCGCCACCCUGCGGGCGUCGUGCAUGCCGCCGACGCCGUGGCGGCCAGCCUUGUGGCAGUCCCAGACGAGACGAGACUUGGAUAGCAACAUUGCAAGGGGAGGACCUGAUGACAGAGCGAAAGAAGUCAUGUUCCACGCUAUGGCGGGGCUGCAGGCAAAGCUGCGCGCGAACCCAUCUUACCAGCGGAUGGUGUACGACCAGUGGUACGACUUGGUGACCGAAUAUAACUGCCGCUGUAUCACUAUCGAUACGGAUGUCCUCCCGGCUGUUUCGGGUAUCGCCAGUUACUUUAACAUGAUCACAGGUGACAGGUACUUGGCUGGCCUGUGGGAAGCUGACCUGAUUCCCGGCCUCCUGUGGAGCGUUGAUUUUGUGACGGCGCGACCGACGGCUCAAGGGCGGACGGGAGUGCCUUCCUGGUCUUGGGCGUCUCUCCGGUCUGAUACUCUUACCAUGUGGUACCUGGGCGUACGGAACGAGAUCAUGCGAUAUAUCACGGUGUUGGAUACGCAGGCGAAGGUCGACGGACCAAAUCGGUUCGGCACCGUCUCCUCAGCGCACAUCCAUCUCCAAGGGUACCUGAAGCGGGCCGUUGCCAAAGCGCCGGUCAAAAUGCCUGAUGUGAAGCCCGUGAAGGACAGCGAGGUUGGAACAAGGGGGGCGCGACCCCUUGACAAGAUGCUUCGCUACGUCCUGGUUGAGCCUCAGAAGGAGAGGUCUCCUUUCCUUCAUGAUGGCGAGUCUGGGGAUUGGCUCGCCGUGUUUGCGCCUGACUGGGCGUUCCUGCCGGGGUCAGAAACAUUAGCAGUGUGGUUACUGCCGAUCUUACAGGAUAAAGAUACCUAUGGCCGGCGGGGUGUUGCGUCUCUGGCUGUGCUCCCGAACGGUGAUGGGACGUGGCGACGCGUGGGGUUUGCGAGGCUGGACAAUGUAGAUUGGUUUGGGGGUGCUGAGCUCCAGGAUAUUGUUCUAGUUUGAUGAAUGCCUAUGCCCAGUAACUCAUGCCCUC
Molecule: messenger RNA, 2748 nt
Organism: Canariomyces notabilis
Lineage: Eukaryota; Fungi; Ascomycota; Sordariomycetes; Sordariales; Chaetomiaceae
Product: HET-domain-containing protein
Exons: 2
Coding region: 138-2717 (859 amino acids)
Source: RefSeq, a predicted model, not a curated record